CCAUCAUCAUCUUCUUCCUCUGCAAUGCAAACCCUAGUUCUUCUCCUUAGGGUUUAACACCUACACUCAAUCAUCGACGAAAACCAUUUCAACCCACUGCAAUUCAGCCAUACAUAAUCGCGAUUCUUGUUUGGCGUACCCAUCUGGGGUUCCGUUGAGAUGGUCACGAACUCGAGAACCGAUGCUUCUACCUCUGAGACAGUGAAGAAGACCAUCCAAUCUAUUAAGGAGAUAGUUAAGGAUCACUCUGAUGCUGAUAUUUACGUCGCCUUGAAAGAAGCCAACAUGGAUCCUAAUGAAACCACCCACAAAUUGCUUAACCAAGAUCCUUUUCAUGAAGUGAAGAGAAAAAGAGAUCGGAAGAAAGAGAGUGUGGAGUACAAUGGUGUUGAACCAAGAAAACAUCCAGAGAAUGUUGUUCAACGAGUGAAAUUCCAAGCAUAUCCUGAUCGUAGUGCUCGAAGAGGAAGCUAUACUCGGAAUCCUUUCCGUGCUGCAGGAAUCAGCAGAGAGUUCCGUGUUGUCAGGGAUAAUAGACUUACACAAAAUGCAAACAAAGAAUCGGAGCCUCCUUUGCCACAAUCCACAACUUCCACUGGUGAGCCAGUGGUUGUUAAUGUUGCUGAAAAGGGUUCAAUUGGUGGUGGUUCUAGUUCACCUCAAGCUUCUGAUGUUUUGUCCAAUUUGCUACCUAGACAUGCUCAGGAUGCAAAUUCAAAUGGUACUAUUAGAAAAGAUGCACUGGAUGAAAAGCAAACUGCGGUCUCUAAUCCUUCUUCAUGGUCACAAACUGGGAAGCCCAACAAUUUUCAAUCUAAUUCUGGUGUGCAGUCAUCGAGUAGUUCUGUUGUAGGGGUAUAUUCCUCUUCUACAGACCCUGUUCAUGUGCCUUCUCCUGAAUCAAGAUCAUCUGGUGCUGUUGGAGCCAUAAAGCGUGAAGUUGGGGUUGUGGGUGUACGCCGUCAACCUUUUCAAAAUGCUGUCAAAGAUUCUUCUGUACCAAGUAGUUCCCUCUCAAAUUCUCAUUCGGGAAGAGACAAUUCUUCAGAGUCAUUCAGACAUUUUCCUACAAUUUCUAAGGCAGACCAGCUUGGUCACACUACCGCCACUGGCUCCAUCAUGUCCAGCAUUUCUGGAAGCAAAUCAGUCUUAAGCAAUCAGUAUGGGAACAGGCCACAUCAACAAGUUGCAGGUCAUCAAAAAGCUACCCAACAUAAAAUAGAGUGGAAGCCAAAGUCAAGCCGAAAAUCAAUUACCAAUAACCCUGGCAUUAUUGGAGCACCCAAAAAGUCUGCAUUUCCAUCUGUCUGUGUUAAUAAUGUUAAGGACUUGGAGUCAGAAGCAGCAAAAUUGCAAGAUAAGCUUUCCCAAGUAAAAAUAUAUGAAGAUGAGAAUGUAAUCAUAGCGCAACAUAUUCGAGUCCCAGAGAAUGACCGCUGUCAACUGACUUUUGGAAGCUUUGGUGUGGAACCAGAUUCUUCAAGGAGCUAUGGACCUGGAUUUCAGGACAUUGGUGUUGCUGAAGAUAGAAAUGGUGAAUCUGUUUCAAGUGAUGAUGAUGCAGGUAGCAAGCCAGCAGAUGGUCCUGAUGAUCAAGUUAGAAAUUCUGGAUCUGGUUCUCCAGCAUCUUCUCCUGAGCAUCAUUUGCCUCAUAGAAGGGACAGUGCAAGUCCUCAGAAUUCAGAUAGUUAUACAGAUAUUGGAUUAGUCCAAGACAAUAAUCAAUCCUAUGCUCCACAAGAGUCGCAUCAACAGGAAGAUCCUCCCGAGUUACCCAGCUUUUCUGCAUAUGAUCCCCAAACUGGUUAUGAUAUAUCAUAUUUCAGACCCACAAUGGAUGAUGCUACAAGAGGAAAUGGUCUACCAUCCACUCAGGAGGUUUUAAAUUCACAUAUUGCCAACAGCAUUUCUGCAUCCACAUUAGCAAUGGUACAACAGCAGCAGCCACCAGUGGCCCAGAUGUAUCCUCAAGUUCACGUUUCCCAUUUUGCCAAUCUUAUGCCAUAUCGGCAGUUUCUCUCCCCAGUUUACGUACCACAGAUGACCAUGCCUGGAUAUUCCAGCAACCCUGGCUAUGCACACCCAUCCAAUGGCAGCAGCUACUUGCUCAUGCCUGGAGGUAGUUCUCUUAAGUAUGGCAUUCAACAAUUUAAGCCAGUUCCUGCUGGCAGUCCCACUGGGUUCGGCACUUUUGCUAGUCCAACAGGAUAUGCCAUCAACGCUCCUGGUGUGGUUGGGAAUGCAAAUGGGCUUGAAGAUUCAUCUCGGAUCAAGUAUAAAGAUGGCAAUAUGUAUGUUUCAAAUCAACAGGCUGAUGCAUCAGACCUCUGGAUUCAGAACCCUAGGGAGCUCCAAGGCAUGCAAUCAGCUCCAUACUACAAUAUGCCCGGACAAACGCCUCAUGGUGCUUAUCUGCCGUCACACACAGGUCAUGCUUCAUUUAAUGCAGCUGCAGCACAAUCCUCUCACAUGCAAUUCCCAGGAUUGUACCACCCUCCCUCCCAGCCUGCUGCAAUGGCAAAUCCACAUCAUCUGGGUCCUGCCAUGGGCGCAAAUGUUGGUGUUGGGGUAGCUCCAGCUGCUCCUGGCGCACAAAUUGGUGCUUACCAACAGCCCCAAUUGGGUCAUCUUAAUUGGACAACAAACUUCUGAGGGAACAAUCAAGCUUAACCUUUUCUCGUGUAAGGGAGUGAAGCUGUUACAAAAAAUUCUAGUUCUCUGUGAAAUAACCAACAAUAUCCUCAAUUAAUCUUUUCAAUCAAUAUGCCUUCCAUUC
Molecule: messenger RNA, 2776 nt
Organism: Rubroshorea leprosula
Lineage: Eukaryota; Viridiplantae; Streptophyta; Magnoliopsida; Malvales; Dipterocarpaceae
Source: the annotation of a GenBank genome assembly